AUGUCGUCAAGAUACAGGGUAGAAUAUCAUCUAAAAAGUCAUCGUAAAGAUGAAUUCAUAGAAUGGAUCAAAGGCCUUUUAGCUACACCUUUCGUUCUCCAUGCAGUUUCUCAUGAUGAAGAAGAUACUGAUGAUUUAGCCACAACCCAACGAAUUAAAUCACAAUAUGCUGAAAUAUUGAAAGAUGUAGAACAGUUGAUAAAGAACAAAAUUGAGUAUGAUUUAAGGGUGGAGAAUAAUGAUUCGAAUUAUUUGAACAAAUCAUCACUCGGAAAGUCAAGGCUUAAUCUUUUAGUUCCAACUAUUGGGACUUUUUUCACUGAACUACCACUAGAAAAAGCAUUCUUAUGGGAAGAUUCUGUGAAGGCUAUUUCUUCCAGAAGAAUGAUUGCACCGAGUUUCAACGAUGUAAGACACAUACUGAAUACUGCUCAAAUUUUCCACUUUGUCAAACAAAAAAAAUUAGGCCCCAGAAUAGGUAAACCAUUACGACUCGUUACAUUUGAUGGUGACGUUACCUUAUAUGAAGAUGGUGGUUCAUUAUACGAAAGUAACCCUGUUAUUCCAUACAUUGUUAAGUUAUUGAAGGCAAACGUGAACGUUGGGAUCGUAACUGCCGCCGGUUAUGAUGAAGCUAGUGCUUACGAAAGAAGACUACAUGGUUUAAUUAACUACCUAUACAAUAAUAAAGAAUUAUCGAAGGAACAAAAAUGUAGUUUGACUAUUAUGGGUGGUGAAUCAAAUUACCUCUUCCGUUACUAUGAGGUUGACAAGUUGAAUGACGAAGUUGUGGAGGAAGAGCCAGUGGCUGGAAUUGAUGGAAACGAUAAUAUAAAUAGUAGUGACGAGAAUAUUAAUGACACUAAACUUUUUGGUUUCAAAUCCAUUGAAAAAGAUAUCUGGUCCUUAGAUAUAAUGAAAGUUUGGUCUGAAAAUGAUAUUCAGGACACAUUAGACUUCGCAGAGAAAACAUUGCACACUCUAAAGAAAAGAUUGAAUCUGCCUUCCGAAGUUCCUAUCAUAAGGAAAAAGAGGGCGGUGGGCAUUGUUCCUGGCAAAAGAUUCGAUAAAAGUUUACAGAAGAAUAUUCCAGUAAAAUUAUCUCGGGAACAAUUAGAGGAAAUUGUUUUGACGUUGCAAAGUACACUUGAGAGUUAUCCACCAUCCAGCCGUAUACAAUUUAGCUGUUUUGAUGGUGGUAGUGAUGUUUGGUGUGACAUCGGAGGCAAGAAUUUGGGGAUUUAUUCUUUGCAAAAAUAUUAUGAUACAGAAAAUCCAAUUCAACCAUGUGAAACAUUACAUGUAGGCGACCAAUUUGCUCCAAUGGGGUCGGCAAAUGACUUUAAAGCCAGAUUAGCUGGUACAACUUUAUGGAUUGCCUCUCCUCAAGAUACCGUAGAUGUAUUGAACAGGCUAACUAAGGAUUGA
This is a messenger RNA of Kazachstania africana CBS 2517, 1428 nucleotides long. It is a transcript of the gene ISN1, whose product is annotated as IMP 5'-nucleotidase. The record is from RefSeq and is a predicted model, not a curated record. The transcript has a single exon. Gene Ontology annotation, biological process: nicotinic acid riboside biosynthetic process; nicotinamide riboside biosynthetic process; inosine salvage. Lineage: Eukaryota; Fungi; Ascomycota; Saccharomycetes; Saccharomycetales; Saccharomycetaceae. Gene Ontology annotation, molecular function: magnesium ion binding. Bases 1 to 1428 code for a protein of 475 amino acids.